AUGAAAAACGAUUCCGCCUCAGAUCUCAAGGCCAGUCCUGAGAUUAAAGAUGGGACACAACAACAAGCAAUGCCAAGCAAAGACUCAGUAGACCAAGCUGCUGAAGUAGUCCCUUCAAUCACAGAAAAGACCAAGGAGGACCCUACCACUGAGCCACAUGAUGGCUCCGGGUCCCCAAGCAAGAUUUCCAAGGUAUCCCCUUCCAACACCAAGAAGCGAGGCCUGCCCGAACCUGAUACAGCUUCCGAGCCCAUCACACCUGUAUUCCCCAGUCCAGCCGACAUGCCUGCGACUGCUUUUGACAAAGCGAACUGGCAGGGAUUCUGCGACAUCGAAAGUGAACCCGCCUGUUUCUCUGUCAUCCUGCGUGAGAUGGGUGUUCGCGAUGUUACUGUACGCGAAGUAUUCAGUAUGGAUCCAGAAUUCCUUCUUGUCAACAUUCCCCAACCCAUCUACGGCUUCAUCCUCCUUUUCCACUACCGCGAGUUUGGCAACGACGGCCAGGCCACGGAGUGUCCCAAGGAUGUCUGGUUUGCCAACCAAUUGCCUGCUCAAAACAGCUGUGCGACACUUGCCAUGAUCAACAUCUUAAUGAACCAGAGCCACGAGGCCGAUAUACGUAUUGGAGAGCAUCUAACGCAAUUCAAGGACUUCACACAGGACUUGUCACCGUAUCAGCGCGGCGAGGCCUUUGCGAGCUUCGACUUUGUAAAGAAAAUUCACAAUUCUUUUGCGAAGAAGAUGGAUAUCCUCGAGGGGGACAAACAUCUCAGCUAUAAAGUCAAGCGCGCUCAGCGCGUCAAGGCCCAAUUGCUGUCAGAGAAGGCCAAACCUACCAAGAAAGGAAGCAAGUCGCGUCGCGCUGCUUCUGCCGAUACUGUGGUCAGCAAUGAUAGUGCAGAGAGCGUUGAAGACAACGCACAUCACUAUAUUGCUUUCGUACCUGUUGGAAACGAGGUCUGGAAACUGGAUGGCCUGGAUAAGCAGCCAACGUGUAUGGGCUCUUUUGACCCCCAGCAGGGAGAGACGUGGUUGGAGUCAGUUUCCAACACAAUUUCUGCCCUCAUGGCAGCUGGAGAUGACGACUACGGUGUUAUUGCGCUGACACAGUCUCCUCUGCUUUCACUACGCAAGAACGCUAGUCUGACGAUUAACACUCUCUCGCACGUUGACGCACGCCUCGACAACGUCUCUGCUGCUGCAUCGCAAGACUGGAGAAACCUUGUUGACGCAAAUGAACAGCCGCCUGAUCCUCACAUGCUAGGCUUCGAGGAACAUCUAGCCGAUAGCCCCAUUUCUCCUACUGUCAAAACGACCAUCGACAGCGAAGACUUGACUCAACUCCUCGCUCGUCGUAGUUUAUUGCUAGCGGAAGCUAAUCAACUAGCCGCGAACAUCAUGAUGGAGAUGCAAAAUGAAGCAGAAGAGAAUUUGAAGGCUACGCAACGGCGGUACGAUUCUGGUCCAGUCAUCAAGAAGUGGCUCGAAAUGUUGGCAGAGAAUGGUUUUCUGGAGGAAAACCUAGACCGCUUCAUGCAAGGGAAAGGAAAGAAGUGA
Molecule: messenger RNA, 1557 nt
Organism: Alternaria arborescens
Lineage: Eukaryota; Fungi; Ascomycota; Dothideomycetes; Pleosporales; Pleosporaceae
Exons: 2
Coding region: 1-1557 (518 amino acids)
Biological process (GO): ubiquitin-dependent protein catabolic process; protein deubiquitination
Cellular component (GO): cytoplasm
Molecular function (GO): cysteine-type deubiquitinase activity
Source: RefSeq, a predicted model, not a curated record